AGUGGGAGAGGCCGCUUUUCAAUUCUACACAUCCUCCGUUAUUUAUUACUCUCUCGCUCUGCUCUUCUUCUUCCUAUCUAAGGUACCUCGCUCUUUCCUCUUCAGUCCUCUGCGAAGCUGAAAAAAAAUAACGAGAGCAAUGGAAGGAGGACCACCCGAAACCCUCCUCCUCCUCCUCCUCUUCUCCUUCGCCUCCCUCCUUCCUGCUCUCUCCACUCCCGCCACUCUGCAGCUCCAGACCCAUUCCCUUGUGCUCCGCCCUCUCCCAUCUCCUCCCACUCUCGCCUCUUGGCCCGAAUCCGAAGCCGAAUCCGCCGCCUUCUCGUCAGAGUCCGAAACCUCCUCCUCCGCCGCCGCCGCCGCCGCCGCCGCCACCUCCACCGCUCUCUCCAUGGAGUUGCAGCACAUUGACGCUCUGUCCUUCAACCUCACCCCACAAGCCCUCUUCCACCUCCGCCUCCAGAGAGACGCCUCUCGCGUCCAGUCCCUCUCUGAGCUUGCAGUCGCCGCCGCGGCCGCUUCCCCCGGCGGCAACGCCAGCCUCCCUCGCAUGGGGUUCAGCAGCUCCGUCGUGUCGGGGCUCGCCCAGGGGAGCGGCGAGUACUUCACCCGCCUCGGCGUGGGCACUCCUGCCCGCUACGUCUACAUGGUCCUCGACACGGGCAGCGACGUCGUCUGGAUCCAGUGCGCCCCCUGCCGGAAAUGCUACUCCCAGACCGACCCUGUCUUCGACCCUUCCAAGUCCACCUCCUUCGCCGCCAUCUCCUGCUCCUCCCCGCUCUGCCGCCGCCUCGACUCCCCCGGCUGCAACCAGCGCCGCAGGUGCCAGUACCAGGUCUCCUACGGCGACGGCUCCUUCACCCUCGGCGAGUUCUCCACGGAGACCCUGACUUUCCGUCGCACUCGGGUUGGCCGCAUCGCCCUCGGUUGCGGCCACGACAACGAGGGCCUCUUCAUCGGCGCCGCCGGGCUGCUGGGCCUCGGCCGCGGGAGGCUCUCCUUCCCUGCGCAGGCCGGUCGCCGGUUUAACAACAAGUUCUCCUACUGCCUGGUGGACCGGUCCUCCUCCUCCAGGCCGUCCUCCGUCAUUUUCGGCGACGCGGCCAUGUCCCGACCCGCCCGGUUCACUCCGCUACUGAAAAACCCUAAGCUGGAUACGUUCUACUACGUGGAGCUCAUCGGGAUGAGCGUCGGCGGUGCACGCGUCCCCGGCAUCACGGCCUCUCUUUUCAAGCUGGACCCCGCGGGCAACGGUGGGGUCAUCGUCGACUCGGGCACGUCCGUGACCCGCCUGACCCGACCCGCGUACGUCGCGCUCCGUGACGCUUUCCGGGCCGGGGCGUCGAACCUGAAGCGGGGCCCGGACUUCUCCCUCUUCGACACGUGCUACGACCUGUCCGGGAAGACGGAGGUGAAGGUGCCGACGGUGGUGCUGCACUUCCGGGGAGCCGACGUGUCCCUCCCGGCGUCGAAUUACCUGAUCCCGGUGGACAGCAAGGGGACGUUCUGCUUCGCGUUCGCGGGCACGAUGAGCGGGCUGUCCAUAAUCGGGAACAUCCAGCAACAGGGCUUCCGGGUUGUGUUCGACCUGGCGGGUUCGAGGGUCGGGUUCUCUCCACGUGGGUGCGCGUGAGCGGUGUAGCAUGUGUGGGAUGUCGCUGCACGUGCGGGAGUCGGUAACCGUGGGACCCUCCCAAGUCCUUUUCUUUUCCUUUU
Messenger RNA from Rhodamnia argentea, 1716 nucleotides. RefSeq names its product aspartyl protease family protein 2. The transcript has a single exon. The coding region runs from base 140 to 1633 and encodes 497 amino acids. The record is from RefSeq and is a predicted model, not a curated record. NCBI's taxonomy places the organism in Eukaryota, Viridiplantae, Streptophyta, Magnoliopsida, Myrtales, Myrtaceae. Gene Ontology annotation, biological process: proteolysis. Gene Ontology annotation, molecular function: aspartic-type endopeptidase activity.